CUGGGCUGGGCUGGGCAGGGCUGGGCUGGGCGGGUGUGCUGAGCUCAAGCUCGCCUGCAAGAGCAGCUCCAAAAGCCGCCGUCGUCCACCGAGCCCCGGCAGCCAAGCCAGAGCUGCCAGUGAAGCCUCAGGCUUUGGGACCUGAAGAGUGUGUCUGAGAAGCCCAUCCAGCACUCCGAUGGCCAGCAACAACACCGCCAGCAUAGCACAAGCCAGGAAGCUGGUAGAGCAGCUCAAGAUGGAAGCCAACAUCGACAGGAUAAAGGUCUCCAAGGCGGCAGCAGACUUGAUGGCCUACUGCGAAGCCCAUGCCAAGGAAGACCCCCUGCUGACCCCCGUGCCGGCAUCAGAAAACCCGUUUCGGGAGAAGAAGUUUUUCUGUGCCAUCCUUUAACUCUUCCCGAGGAGGCGGAAGAGCCUCGGGGCUCCUGGGACACUGAUAUUAGAAUUUGUAGCGCAAAGUGGGCGCCUUUCCCGUCCACGGCAUUUGACGGAGAGGGAGAAGCUUCCUGGCGAGUCCAGGCUGUGCAUGUGUAAAGAACCGGUCCCCUGUAGGAGAAUGAACGCCAACCCACACCCUGAGUUAAGAGACCCGAUUCCGCAGCUCUGCCUGGCGGAGGGGAACGUAGAAAAACACACUUGGUGUCACUUCUUUUCUGCUCUCCCCUCCCCAAACCUUUUGUUUCUGCUUCAUAUUUAAAAAUGAAAAUAAAAACCUGAAACAGACAGCUGUGCUGAGCGUCUCGGAGUGAGUUUCGUCUCUAGAAGCCGCUCUGCCAGUGGAGUAGCUGCAGACGGGUUGGUGGCACGUCUUUGUGCCUUUCUUUGCCUUCUUCCCUCCUCCCUGACCUCCCACUCCCCUCCCUGUUAGAGUAGUGUGGCGAAGGCUGGACUUGUUCGGAAGACCGAACUCCCAGGGUGAGUGCCCAGGAUGUUGAGGAAGUUCCCCCGUGGUGUUCCUCGUGGCCGUGGGAGCCACACAACAACAAAUGCCGGCUGUCUGUGUUCUCCUAUUCACUAUCCCUACGAUUUGUCCAUGAUAUCUUUGAUUCUGCAAGUAAAAGUAACUCAUGUGUUGUGACUGGUGCUUUCAUAUAUUUGUGACAAUUUUUUGAGUAAAUACUGCAUGAAAAUGUUCCCUAUGUUACAUCCAUUCAGAAGUUUGUUGUUUUGCUGUAAAGCUGGGAAAAGACAUAAGAGAGAAAAAGACACUGGGGAGGAAACCAACCUCACUCUUUGGAAAACGGAGAUGACUUCGGAGCCUCAGGCAAGCAUCAAAUACCUCCAUGUUAACACCAGGGUGGCCACCUCUUGAGUCUGUUUUCCACGAUCCAAAGCAUGUUGGCUUAUCCGAGAUCCCAGGGCAGCACAGGUACCCCACCCCCACCCCCGAGCAGGAGAGUCAAGGGUUCGCUGUGGGCUGGGAAGUGCUUCUGCCAUGGAGUAGAAGCAGCCUCUCGCACUGAAUCAUGGGCAUUCUAGAUGGAAAGAAUGUCUUCUGUGUGCUUGGUCGCAAAAACCCGUGGCCCACCUUUGUGCAAGCAGCAGAGCAAAGUAACCCUCAGCUCCAGAGCAGGCGUCCCGUGCUCAGAACCCAGCUGUUCGCACACCAGCGAGAAGGAUCCCAGAUGGCCCACCCCCGGGUGGCAGGUGCAGCCCUUGCCGCCAGCUACACCAGAAUGGGUUCCGCCUCUCUUUUUCCAUGGAGGUGAUUUUCAUUUCUCAUUCCUACCUAAUUUUUCUGAAGAAUCUCUUCUUUGUUUUUGUUUUUUGGCGUCGGCCUUGUUUGUUAGAAUCUCUCAGUCUUUCUUUUACAGCUCCCCUGUAGCUAGAGCUGUCGUCCCAAAACCCGGGCUUGGGACUUUUCACUAAGCCGUAACCUCCAUCAGGAAGAACCUUUAUCCCAUCUUUUUGGCCUCUGUUGCCUGUUGUGAGCUCCCAGUUUGCUUUAUCCUCUUCCUUUGCCAUUCUCUUCCUCCUAUUGUGUUGUUUUUUCAUUAUUCUUACGAAGACGGAGGACGAGGGAACAGCUUACUAUGCCAAGGGGGACGUGGUCAGUAUUUCCCUCCCGUGGCUCCUCUGCUGGUGAAGGAAUGCACCCAGGCCACGCUCAUGGCCGGGCUGCGGGAGGGGAGGACAUGGAAACAUCUGUGGGACAUACAGAUGCACUUCUGUCACCAAAUGUUCUCCUGAUCCAGUCCUGGGGCUCUGCUGCGGUCAGAGGGAUGCUGGUGCCGUAUUUAUGAAACCACAGUGUUGUACAGCGAGCAUAGUCUUGUUGUGGAAGCAGCACAAGCUGUGUUACAAAAUUUUUUAAAUGAAUUAAAACAUAAAUGAAUACAGGGUCCCACAAAAACAGCUAUGAAUAAAGCACUUUGGAAAGUGAUUAAGGACCAGCAGAGUUUCACGACCCACCUCUUUUUUUCCACAAGGACUAUUUAUCUUUCCAUGUAAAUUUAGGUCUUUGGAGCAAUUAAAAUGGAGUUCAAACGUUUAGGAAGAAUCAGACUAGGGGCCUGGUGACUAAAUGCUGAGCAAUUUCGUACUGUGUGUGUGUAGAAAAGGAGAGAGAAGACAGAAAACACUCAGCCCAUCUGAGAUUCAGUUUAAGGAAGAGAUUUUUGCCUUUUUCAUAAUUUCAUGUCUUACAGUAUAGGAAUAUAACCACAGAAUCUUUAUAUGAGUUUUGGCUUAAUAGUAUUUGUAUUUAUUAAGGGGAAAAAAAGUCUUGAUUACCGGUGCCUCUAAAAAACUUAAUUCCCUUAGAAACUCAACCGUCCUUUCACCAGCAUAAGUGUAUCUUAAGGGGUGACUAAUAGAAAACUUCAGCUCAAAUAUGUAAGGCUCUCAUUUCUAUUUAUAUAUUGGAUAAUAGUGAAAAUUUGCCAUGAAAUUAGUUAAUUAAUAAUAACAAUGAGCUUCAUAUUUAGAAGCAAACACUAUAAAGAAAAAAGUUGCAUCAUCCUCAAUAUUGAAAUUUGCUCUUUCUCGAUAAUAAAAAUUUGCUCGUCUUUUUUAAAAAUGUGAAACCAACUACUUGUUCACUUAAAUCAGAGGAUGCAAAUAAGCCUCUCAAUCUGAUUCUUACUAAUACUAUUUGAAAGAGAAUGUCUACCAAAGAAAAACUAAACAGUCAAAACCAUUUCUCCAUACACUCAUACCUAUAUAAGGAAUUUUGAGAAAACCAAGCAUGCCGUCUUAAGGGGUUUUUUUAUACUUUCUUUCUUAAUAUUUGCUUCUAGCUGCUCCUGGCAAUGAUGAAUUGUUAUAUUCGCAUUACUGUUUCCUAACCCAACAACUGUUCACCUUUUUCCUCUAUAAAACCUAUGGAGUGUGUCUUUCCAAGAGAGAAAUACAGAAAUGUUCAAGCAGGAAAACCUGAAUGUGAUGUGCACAUUUUCAUCCCAUAUGGACAAUGUAUUUGUUUUAAUAAAUGGAAUUUUCCGAUUCCUUUCA
Messenger RNA from Lepus europaeus (European hare), 3456 nucleotides. It is a transcript of the gene GNG2, whose product is annotated as G protein subunit gamma 2. The record is from RefSeq and is a predicted model, not a curated record. The transcript is spliced from 4 exons. Gene Ontology annotation, biological process: G protein-coupled receptor signaling pathway. Gene Ontology annotation, cellular component: heterotrimeric G-protein complex. Gene Ontology annotation, molecular function: G-protein beta-subunit binding. Bases 179 to 394 code for a protein of 71 amino acids. NCBI's taxonomy places the organism in Eukaryota, Metazoa, Chordata, Mammalia, Lagomorpha, Leporidae.